Miscanthus lutarioriparius is the source of this 576-nucleotide messenger RNA. The record is from the annotation of a GenBank genome assembly. NCBI's taxonomy places the organism in Eukaryota, Viridiplantae, Streptophyta, Magnoliopsida, Poales, Poaceae.
AUGGAGGCCACGGCGACGCCAAGAACCCAAGAAGAAGUCAAGGCCGGCACGGCGAAGGUAACCGUGGGCGAGGUGACGCUCCGGAAGUUCGAGCUGUCCGACGUGGACGCCAUGAUGGCGUGGGCGUCGGACCCUGAGGUGGCGGCCUUCUGCCGGUGGGAGCCGUACGAGUCGACGAAGCCCCUGCUGGCGUUCCUGCGCGACACCGUGCUCCCGCACCCGUGGUUCCGCGCCAUCUGCGUCUCCGGCGCCGUCGUGGGCGCGGUGUCCGUGUCCCCCACGUCGGAGCGCUGCCGCCGGGAGCUCGGCUACGUGCUGGCGCGCGCGCACUGGGGCAAGGGCGUGGCGACGGCGGCCGUGCGGCGCGCGCUGCGGGACGUGUUCGCGGACCUGGAGCCGGAGGGCCUGCGGCGCGUCGAGGCGCUGGUGGACGUGGGCAACCCGGCGUCGCAGCGCGUGGUGGAGAAGGCCGGGUUCCGCCGCGAGGGCGUGCUGCGGCGGCACUACUGGCACAAGGGACGCGCCAGGGACAUGGUCAUGUACAGCCUCCUCUCCGACGACCCCCUCCCCGAAUGA